This is a messenger RNA of Medicago truncatula (barrel medic), 900 nucleotides long. Its product is annotated as probable NAD(P)H dehydrogenase (quinone) FQR1-like 3. NCBI's taxonomy places the organism in Eukaryota, Viridiplantae, Streptophyta, Magnoliopsida, Fabales, Fabaceae. The record is from RefSeq and is a predicted model, not a curated record. Gene Ontology annotation, molecular function: FMN binding; NAD(P)H dehydrogenase (quinone) activity. The coding region runs from base 214 to 825 and encodes 203 amino acids. The transcript is spliced from 5 exons. Gene Ontology annotation, cellular component: membrane.
GGCACGUAAGCUUUUAGCUUUCUUUAUCCAAUUCUAACACUUACCAACAACUGGGUGCAUGUUUUGCUUCUUCAUCCACACAACACAAGGCUCCAUACAAAUAUAUCAUCGUUUUUUGUGUGUUGUACUGUUUCUUCGUUAUUUUACAACAUUAAUCAAUAAUCCUCAGACAUCUAAGGGAUUAGUAUUUCAUUUUGAGUCAACACUUAGAAGAUGACUAUCACCAAGGUCUACAUUGUGUAUUACUCAUUGUAUGGACAUGUGAACACUAUGGCAAGAGAAGUACACAAGGGGGCAGCUUCGAUUGAAGGUGUUGAAGCAACACUUUGGAGGGUACCUGAAAUUCUUUCGGAUCGAAUAUUGGAAAAGAUGAAGGCACCUCCUAAACCAGAUGAUGUAGCUGACAUUAAGCCGGAACAACUUGUGGAGGCUGAUGCUUUGAUAUUUGGUUUUCCUUCACGUUUUGGUAUGAUGCCUAGCCAGCUCAAGGCAUUCUUUGACGCUACUGGAGAGUUGUGGGCGUCUCAAGCACUCGCAGGCAAACCUGCUGGAAUCUUUUGGAGUACUGGAUUUAACGGGGGAGGCCAGGAACUCUCAGCAUGGACAGCUAUAACUCAGUUAGCUCAUCAUGGUAUGCUUUAUGUUCCCCUUGGAUACACCUUUGGAAGUGGCAUGUUUGAGAUGGAUGAGGUAAAAGGAGGCUCGGCGUAUGGCGCUGGAACUUUCGCUGGAGAUGGAACUCGUCAACCUACGGAGCUAGAGCUUCAGCAGGCCUUUUACCAGGGUAAAUACAUUGCUGAAAUUGCAAAAAAGUUGAAAAGUUAACCUUUCUGCAUGGCAAAUACUUGUAAAGAUGCAACAAACUUCUACAUCAAUAAAAUUCUUGUUCUUAACUCACUA